AUGGCCACAGCCGCCCCGCCGAAGGCGCUUCCGCGCUACUUCCGCAAUGACCAGCCUCUCUCCCGGAGAGACCCUUACAAGCAGCUCACUGCGUCGCUAGUCCGGCUGGUCAACGAUUACCCGCCCGACCAGAUCCCGCCGGGCGGCGGCCUCUACUAUGGGCCAAUUAGCGUGUCCUUCCUCUUCUUCCGCUUGCAGCAGCUCUAUCCGGAAAUGCUCAUCGGCGACUACCCGCUAGGCUCCUGGUCCGCCGCCUACCUGGAGCUGGCCCAAAAGCACAUGAAGGCCUAUCCCGGACCUUCGGUCAAAAAGUGCGGGGUCACCGACGACAUCAUGGCUCUGCUCGCGCUAGGCGCCGCUUCUGCAAAGGACGCAGACAUGGCCAAGGAGCUCUGCAACUAUGCUGCCGUGACUGUCGAUGAGGAUGCCGGCAAUGAAUGGCUCUACGGCCGGGCCGGGUACCUGUACCUCUUGCGCCUGGUGAGGGCUUCUUUCGAGGACGAUGCUGAUACCAAAGAGCUCAUCGACGACACCACGGAUGAAGUCAUCGAUGCCAUCAUGGACUCUCCCCGGCCGUGGAAGUGGCACGGGAAGGCCUAUCUUGGUGCGGUCCAUGGCACUAUUGGCAUCAUCACGCAGAUCGUGCUUAGCGACCCCGCCAUGGCACCAAAGCUGGAGGCUGACCUGGGCGCUGUUCUCAGCUAUCAGUAUGACAGCGGCAACUGGCCGUCCGCCAUCCCACCUGGCAGAGACCGGCUCGUACAGUUCUGUCACGGCGCUCCUGGCGUGGUUGCGUCGCUUCAGUCGAUUAGACCGUAUUUCCCCAAGAUGCAGGACCGUAUUGAUAGGGCCAUCAAGCGUGGCCAGGAAUGCAUUCUCGAGCGCGGCCUCUUGACGAAGGAGCCGUGCUUGUGUCACGGUGUCUCGGGCAACGCGCUCACGCUUGAGGACCCUGAGUUUGAGCAUUUCCUCACCUUCACCACAGGCCAUGAAAUCAAGCAGAUGGACAAGGACGGCAUGAUGGAAAAGUCGGACGAUCCAUCUGCACUCUGGUGCGGGGAGGCAGGGCGCGCAUGGACAUGGGCGGUGGCGGAGAAGCAUCUUCAGAAGAGGUUCCUGGGCUACAACGACAUCUAG
Diplodia corticola is the source of this 1137-nucleotide messenger RNA. Its product is annotated as lanthionine synthetase c-like protein. Gene Ontology annotation, cellular component: plasma membrane. NCBI's taxonomy places the organism in Eukaryota, Fungi, Ascomycota, Dothideomycetes, Botryosphaeriales, Botryosphaeriaceae. Gene Ontology annotation, biological process: peptide modification; carbohydrate metabolic process. The transcript has a single exon. The record is from RefSeq and is a predicted model, not a curated record. Bases 1 to 1137 code for a protein of 378 amino acids.